AUGGUUUCCCCAGACCCCCAAAUUAUCGUGGUGGCCCCCGGGGCUGAACCCGACUCUACGCAAGUCCAACGCACUGAGGACGGGGGAAUCAUUAUCCGGAUAUUUUGGGUGGGUCCCAAAGGCGAGCUGCUCACGCGAACCCCGGUGAAUUUGGUCACGCAGAUGCCGAUGGGGGUCCCGAUGGGGAAGUCGCUGCUGGCGCCGCUGACCUUCUUGGCCUUGGCCUCGUGCUGCUUUGCUGCUUACCGCCCCAGCGAGACCCUGUGCGGCGGGGAGCUGGUGGACACCCUCCAGUUUGUGUGUGGGGACCGCGGCUUUUACUUCAGCAGGCCGGCAAGCCGCGUGAGCCGCCGCAGCAGCCGUGGCAUCGUGGAAGAAUGCUGUUUCCGCAGUUGUGACCUGGCCCUUCUGGAGACCUACUGUGCCACCCCCGCCAAGUCCGAGAGGGACGUGUCGACCCCUCCGACCGUGCUUCCGGACAACUUCCCCAGAUACCCCGUGGGCAAGUUCUUCCAAUACGACACCUGGAAGCAGUCCGCCCAACGACUGCGCAGGGGCCUGCCUGCUCUCCUGCGCGCCCGCCGGGGUCGCUUGCUCGCCAAGGAGCUCGAGGCGUUCAGAGAGGCCAAACGUCAUCGUCCGCUGAUCGCCCUGCCCACCCACGACCCCGCGGCCCACGGGGGCGCCUCUCCGGAGGCCUCCGGCAAUCAGAAGUGAGCCAAAAUGUCGCGUAAUUCUGCAAGAUGGCACCGUCCACCUAGUGCCCUCCUCCUGGCCAGGGGCCGUUCCACCAGGCCCCGCCUCUGACCCCUCUCGGGAUCGCAUUCCCUCUGCGGGCUCCCCCAGCCCCGGCCCCCGCGCCCCAACCUCCCCAUGUCAGGCUCUUCUCUCCUUGGCCCUCUCCAUCGGGCUGAGGAGACUAGCAACAUCUCUAGAAAUGCGCAAACUCAAUUGGCUUUAAACAUCCCCCCAAAUUACCCCCCAAUUAUCCCCAAAUUGUGUAACCAGAAAACCGAAACUACGAACCCCUAACUCUCCCUCUCUCGUACACACACAUUAGUCCCCUUAAAACGAAUUGGCUUUUUUAAUUAGCUAAAAAAAAAAAACCCUAAAAUUAUCAAUUAGCUUAAAAAAAAAACAAACCCUAAAAUUAUCAAUUGGCUAAAGAAAAAAAUACCAGAACCGAAUUGGCUUAGCUUAGAAACAAUCGUGAAAGAAUUAGCCCCCUCCCCUUCCUUCUCUUCCCAGGACCUCGAGUCAGAUUGGCCGUGGCUCAGGCAUCCCCUCCAGGAGAAAGGAAGGGACCCCAGAUCUGCAGGUGGGCACGUCCGGGUCCGCAGCCGGCUCCCGCCUCCUCAGGCCGAUCUCCGGUCGCGCCGUGGGGAGAAUUGGGCGUCCUCAAACCAGCAAAGCCCCAGACUCGUUCCUCGCUCUGCUUCCCAUCCCCAAAGUCACCGCGGAGCUAGAGGGGCCUCCCAGGGAGACCGAAAGAGGGGAGAACAGAACAUGAACGCCAAAAUUUGUGGAAAUCGACUUUAUCGGUACAGAUCCCCAGACACCCUAAAUGCAUCCUCCAAAAUCCACACGGCCUCAGAUUCUACAUCUCAGUGUCCACCCUAAAGAACCCACACACCCACAGGCACCCCUGCAGACACCCCGACAGGCAUGCUCACACACGCAGACACACACAACCGCACGCACACUCACACGCUCACGCAUCGAUGCACACACGCUUCCACACGCACGCACACCCACACGCACGCACGCACACGCGCACACGGGGGAGCCCGGCACCGUGCAGUCUGUGUUCUGUCACAGACCUUUCCCGGACUUGCUCAUUGGUGAGGCUUUCAUGUCCUGUGCUCCCCUCCUGACUCCUGGGACGUGCUCCUUGGGUGGGAGAGGGGCGGUCCAUCUUCGGUGCAGGAGGUGGCAUUCCCCACGGUCCCCGUGGGGUGAGCCGGUGCCCCCAGGCCCCACCAGCAUCUGUGCCCCCUACCAUCAUGCGGAGCGAGGGCUGGGUUUGGCCUGGCUGGAGGCGGCUGUAGCCGAGCAGAGACCAAGACGUGCCCUACCCCGGAGCCUGACCCCCUAGGUGUGCUCUUUGAGGAACAUCUGGGACCCCCAGCACACCUAGGGACCAUCCUUGCCGGCCUUCUGGGGGCCUCUCAGAAAUGAGGGCCCUCCCAGGAGGCCGGCAACGAUGGUGGGGAGUGUGGGAAGUCUGGCGGUUGGAGGGGCGGG
This is a messenger RNA of Neogale vison (American mink), 2244 nucleotides long. RefSeq names its product insulin like growth factor 2 (gene IGF2). Bases 1 to 717 code for a protein of 238 amino acids. The record is from RefSeq and is a predicted model, not a curated record. Gene Ontology annotation, molecular function: hormone activity; growth factor activity. NCBI's taxonomy places the organism in Eukaryota, Metazoa, Chordata, Mammalia, Carnivora, Mustelidae. The transcript has 4 exons. Gene Ontology annotation, cellular component: extracellular region.